Molecule: messenger RNA, 1179 nt
Organism: Zychaea mexicana
Lineage: Eukaryota; Fungi; Mucoromycota; Mucoromycetes; Mucorales; Lichtheimiaceae
Exons: 4
Coding region: 1-1179 (392 amino acids)
Molecular function (GO): oxidoreductase activity, acting on the CH-CH group of donors, NAD or NADP as acceptor
Source: RefSeq, a predicted model, not a curated record
AUGUCUGCGCCUGCCAGUCACGAACAGAUGGUAAAGUACCUCCGGGACACUAUUCAAAUCGCCAAGCGAGCAUGCUCUCUCAACCAUCAUCCAUUCGGCAGUAUCUUGGUGGAUGAAAACGGUACCGUACUACUGCAACACGGAAACUUUGGUCCAGUAAAUCAUGCAGAAAGCGAGUUAGCUAGAAUUGCUGCUAUUUUCUCCAAGAUCCCUACCACCUACCCCGUCCCAGGUGAACACAUCACCGUGCAAGACUCCACCAUCGACCUCGAUGCUCCUUUGGAGGAAGGCCAGUUCAUUCUCAAGCUUCUCUCGCUCUCCGUCGAUCCUUACAUGCGUGGCCGUAUGAGAGACGCCUCCAUCAAGUCGUACUCGCCUGCUUUCCCUCCUGGCAAGCCUAUGACUGGCGACACCGUGAACGUUGUUGUCAAGUCUAACAACGCCAACUUUAAGGAAGGCGAUCUCGUCUACAGCAAGACUGGCUGUGGUAUCUUUGCUGUCCGCAACGAGCCAAAGAAAACCGGUAUACCCAUUACCAACUAUGUUGGCGUCCUUGCCAUGCCUGGUAUGACCGCUUACCCUUCUCUCAAGUUCGGUGCUCCCAAGAAGGGGGAGAAACUUCACGUCUCUGCUGCUUCCGGUGCCGUUGGUCAAUUGGUCGGCCAGAUUGGUAAGACCUUGGGUCUGCACGUUUUUGGCUCUGCAGGUUUUGAUGACAAGGUCGCUUACCUCAAGGAGAUCGGUUUCGAUGCCGCAUUCAAUUACAAGAAGGUUGAUAACUUGACCGAGAAGCUGCGCGAAGUCUGCCCUAACGGAAUUGACAUCUACUUUGAAUUUGUUGGUGGUCAGAUGCUUGAAGCUGUCAUCACCAACUGCAACCAGUUUGGUAGAAUUGUUGGAUGUGGUAUGAUCUCGCAAUACAACCGUGAAAAGCCCGAAGGUAUUCAUAACUUGAUGCAGGUUGUUGCCAAGCGUUUGCGUAUCGAAGGAUUCAUUGUCGGUGACUCCGUGGAGAUGAAGGAGCCUUUCCGCAAGGAUAUGACCAAGUGGCUGUUGGAAGGCAAGAUCAAGUAUCGUGAGACCGUCGCAAACGGCAUUGAACAGACCCCUCAGGCUUUGGUUGAUGUGCUGCGUGGUGACAACUUUGGCAAGCAAGUUGUCAAGGUUGCCGAUCUGUAA